UUAAACGAAGCUGCUCGCGUCCACGUUCACGUCGAUCGUUCCCUUCAUUAUCACAAAAUGGGGUUGAAAAAGUAAAAAAGAAUAAAUCAACAAAUAUACAAGAGCCGACCGCGUCGAGAGCUCGUCGCAACCAUGCCGAUCACGGCAGGACGCAGCAGACUCCAACAAUUGUGCGCGUGCCGCAACAAAAUAUACGCCCAUCAGAAGAAAAAACCGAGAGACCGUUGCAAGAGGAAGAGGCAGGCCUUCGUAUACAAUCCGAAGGAAGAGAUCUGGCACGAGCCCUACAUGCAAUCGCUCCGUCGUGAGUUCUCGGACGAGUCUGUGUUGUGCGACUCCAAGAUCGAGCUACCCUGGAGGGACAUCGCCCUACGAUCGGCGAUGAGGAUUCGUCCCGACUCGACGGCUGUCGAGGCCGAUCGGGAGGUGGACGAGACUGAGACGAGGACCAUCGACAGCGAGAAGCGAGAGUCCACUGGAGUCAUGACGUUGCCGUGGCAGGACCUGCUCAUCACGGAGACUCUGCGAAGCACGUUGGACGAGCCGGAGCUCUGCGACUCCUCGGUGGAGAUACCCUGGGCCGACCUGGCGCUGGAGAAGCCGGUGGAGAUACGACCGUCGCGGGAGGAGCGGACCUGCGUGACCGACGACGUCGAGAUUCCCUGGACCGAGAUCCUGAUGCCGCGUAAUAUCGUCAUCAGAUCUGAAAGGAAGCGAAAACAUCCCUCGUCCAAACAACCACCGCGACCGCGUGCUGACGCAAUGUGCAUCCCUUGUGGCAAGCCUACCUGCUGCGCGAGAAUCCGCCCGAAAACUCGCAUAAAUCCUGGCGAGAGUGUUGCGGGUUCCAAUUGGAUUGUCGCCUGCAUGUAGAGCUAUGUGUAAACACUUAUUUGCUGAUUUGAUUAAAUUUCAAUAU
This is a messenger RNA of Trachymyrmex cornetzi, 919 nucleotides long. RefSeq lists its product as uncharacterized. Bases 133 to 873 code for a protein of 246 amino acids. The record is from RefSeq and is a predicted model, not a curated record. The transcript has a single exon. Lineage: Eukaryota; Metazoa; Arthropoda; Insecta; Hymenoptera; Formicidae.